Geodia barretti is the source of this 1176-nucleotide messenger RNA. Lineage: Eukaryota; Metazoa; Porifera; Demospongiae; Tetractinellida; Geodiidae. The record is from the annotation of a GenBank genome assembly.
AUGAACGUACUACCCACCGAAGAAGAGUUGAUGGUCAAGAACGCCGCCCGGGAGUUCCUGGACGGCGAGUGUCCGCCCGGCCUCGCCCGCGCCAUCGAGCAGGACGUGCGUGGCUACUCCGUGGAACUAUGGGAGCAGAUGGCCAGCCUCGGCUGGUUCGGCAUCUCCCUGCCCGAAGCCUACGGCGGCGGCGGACUGCCCGUCACCUACCUCGGUCUCCUCCUGGAGGAGUGCGGGCGCGCCAUCGCUCCGGUGCCCUUCCACAGCACUGCGACCGCUGCCCUCGCCGUGGUCAACCAUGGCUCCGACGAGCAGAAGCAGUCCAUCCUCCCCCGCGUCGCCCGCGGCGACCUCAUCAUGACCUGGGCGAUCCCGGAGCGGGACCCGCGCCUUCGCGCCGACGCCAUCCAGUGCCGCGGCGAGGUGGACGGCGAUAGCCUCGUCAUCAACGGCAUCAAGCACUUCGUGGACAACUUCGCCGCCGCCGAGCUGGUGGUCAUGGCCUUGCGCACCGCCGCGCCCACCGAUGACAGCGCCGGCAUCACCCUCGCCAUCGUUCCUGCCAAUUCCGCCGGCAUCACCGAGACCCGCCUCACCACAUUGGCCAAGGACUCCCAGAGCAAGAUCGCGCUGGACAACGUCCGCAUCCCGCUGAGCAACGUCAUCGGUGAGGUCAACGCCGGCUGGCCGGCCACGUCCGAGAUGCUGGACACCGGCACCGCCCUGCUCUGCGCGCAGAUCAUCGGCGCGGCCCGCAAGGACGCCGAGAUGGCCAUCGAGUACGCCAAGAACCGCGUCGCCUUCGGUCGCCCCCUCGCCGGCUUCCAGUCCAUCCAGCACCUCUGCGCCGACAUGAUCGUUUGGGUCGACGGCGCGCAGCUGCUCACCUAUGAGGCCCUGUGGAAGCUGGACGCCGGCCUGCCCUACAGCGUCGAGGUGUCCCAGGCCAAGGCCUUCACCAACGACAAGUGCCAGGCCACCGUACGUUCCUCCCAGCAGAUACAUGGCGGCAUCGGUUUCAUGAUGGAGUUCGACCUGCACCUCUGGUACCGCCGCGUCACCGCUUGGACCAUGCGCAUGGGCACCAGUUUCGAGCACCGCGCUCGGGUCGCCCGCUCCCUGCUGGCCCAGCCCGGCCGGGUUCGCCUUGGUAUGAACAUCGAAGCCGUCGCCUGA